AUGGAUGUAUUUAUGAUGAUUCGUCGACAAAAAUUAACACUUUUUAUUGAUACUAAAGAAACUUCAACAGUUCUGGAAUUAAAAAAAAUGAUUGAAGGUAUUACAAAAGUACCUCCAAAUAAUAUACGUUUAAUAGUUGAUUCAACUAAACAAGCAAUGGAUGAUGAUAAUCAGACACUUGUUGAUUGUGGAUUAACAAGUGCUGUAGCUAAAUCAUAUUCUCCUAUACUUCUAUAUUUAUGUUAUCGAAAAAAUACAGAUCGAAAUGAAAAUGAUUGGGAACCAAUUGAUGUUGCUGAAUUGAGUACUCCUCCACCAUUAUCCGAUGUCUUUAAAACAGAUGAUGACAAAAAAGACAAUAUUCAAAUUGCUUCAUAG
Messenger RNA from Rotaria sp. Silwood2, 378 nucleotides. Lineage: Eukaryota; Metazoa; Rotifera; Eurotatoria; Philodinida; Philodinidae. The record is from the annotation of a GenBank genome assembly.